CCACGGCGAGGGCUGUUUUGCGUCCCAAUUCGAAUCUCUUGGAACCCAUCUAUCCUCUCUAGUACAAUGUUCUCAAUGACAUUUUCUCCUCUCAGUACUAGUGCGAUGCAUAUUUUCUUUGUUCACAAAGACAGUAUAGAGUGUUUUGUUCUGGACUUUGAUGAUAUAUGAAGGAUGGAUGGCUCUCCUUGAGUGGAUCUCUAAGGGGAGAGUGAAACCUAGUUCAAAAUUUUGGAUUGUAUUGUUUUGCUCUAACCUUUACAUAAAUCGUUCAGUCAGGUGAGCACUGAGUAUUGGCAAUUGGUUUGGCAUGUCAAUUUUUUUUCCUCGAAUAUUAAAAGGGGACCACGUCAGCUUUUGAUAUCUGCAGGACUGAAACUUCUUAGUUGUUAGAUCUUCCUCUCUGUGUUCGGGAGAAAGUUGUCAACCCUUUUAUGUCAACAAUCCCACGUCUUCAACUCUCAUCUCUUCGCCAAUUUUCACCUAUCACCGUAGAAUCCAAACCCACAAGAGAUGGAAGGAAAAAACCCAAAAGAAAUUGAGAAAAAAGACAUAGGGGAAGUGGAGAAAGAGAAAGAAGAAGAAGAUGAAGAAGAAGAAGAAACAACACAAGAACACCAUGAUCAAACCAUCGCAAACCCUCCCUUGCUGCUGCUACCUUCACCUCCCCAAUCCCAUGACCAUCCCAAUUCCAAAAGCCCACCGUCACCCUUAGAUUCCCCACCAGAUACCAACCAGCCAAAGAACCCACCGUCUCCGGCGCUAGAUACAAUCAAGUUAGUUGGUUCCAUAGGCCCAGACACACAUAGAGACGUCGAAUUCCAUGACCAUCCCAAUUCCAAAAGCCAACCGUCACCGUUAGAUUCCCCACUAGAUACCAACCAGCCAAAGAACCCACCGUCUCCGCCGCUAGAUGCAAUGAAGGUAGCUGGUUCCAUAGGCCCAGACACACAUAAAGAGGUAGAAGAAGGUGAAAGGAAACCAAGGCCAAAUCAGUCGAUACGGAGGAGAAGUAAGAGAAACAGUCUUGUCAGAAGGGCUUUAUUGGGGUUUAGGAUUUUUGGGUUUUUGUUUUCAAUGGUUUCCUUCUCUGUUUUGGUGGCUGAUAGAGAUCAGGGUUGGGCUAUCGAUUCCUUUUAUCGGUACAAGGAGUUCAGGUACUGUUUAUCAGUGAAUGUGAUUGCUUUUGUGUACUUGGGUGCCCAAGCAUUUGAUCUAGCUUACUCUUUGUCCACUGGAAACCAUAAGACCCGAACCCAGCUCCGUUAUUAUCUGGACUUCUCCAUUGAUCAGGUGUUGGCCUAUCUUCUUCUAUCAUCAUCAUCAUCGGCUGCAAUCCGAGUUGAUGACUGGCAGUCCAACUGGGGCAAGGAUAAGUUCCCAGAAAUGGCAAGAGCGUCUGUGACCUUUUCAUUUCUAGCAUUUGCAGCCCUAGCCUUCUGCUCCCUCAUGUCUGGUUAUAUUUCUCUCGAGUCCAUGUGAUAGUUCCUACCACCUCCUUGAUCUAUCUAGAUUCUAGAGAGCAAUCAUCCCUUGCCUGGUUGUGAUAGACUGCUCAUAGAAAAUGCAGACUAAAUAUUUUACUAUAUACAGUUAUUGUAUGUUUUCUUUGAAACUUUUGUCAAUGAUCACAUAAUAUAUUCAGUUGGACUGAUUUUCUUA
Messenger RNA from Tripterygium wilfordii, 1662 nucleotides. Its product is annotated as CASP-like protein 4A1. The transcript is spliced from 4 exons. NCBI's taxonomy places the organism in Eukaryota, Viridiplantae, Streptophyta, Magnoliopsida, Celastrales, Celastraceae. The coding region runs from base 514 to 1482 and encodes 322 amino acids. The record is from RefSeq and is a predicted model, not a curated record.